AUGUCUGCAUCUUUAACAACCAUUGUGGAAGGACGUGGCCUUGCAAGAGGUGAGAUAGGCAUCGCCAGCAUUGACCUAAAGCAUCCAAUACUGAUGCUGUCUCAGUUCUCUGACAGUCAGACUUAUGUCAAGGUUACAACAAAACUACAGAUUCUACAACCUCUGGAGAUUUUGAUGCCCAACACCGCCUGUGAGAAUGGCAACAUGACAAAACUCUUCAAGAUGGUCAACGAACAGUUCACCCACUCCAACGUUGCCACGGUCCAGCGCAAAUAUUUCAAUGAAACAAAAGGACUGCAGUAUAUCAAGCAGUUGUGUCUGCCAGAGUAUAACACGGUACAGAUGGAGGUAGCGUCAAAGUACUACUGCCUCGCUACAGCUGCUGCUCUCCUCAAGUACGUCGAGUUCAUCCAGAAUAUCGUCUUCGCACCAGCAUCACUCCGCAUCAUCUUCCGCGGCAGUGAAAAGACCACCAUGAUUGAUGCAACAACGGCAAAGAAUUUAGAAUUAUUGCAAAACUUACGCGACCCUAAAAGUCCGCAUUCUCUGUUUGGAGUUUUGAAUUUUACAAAGACUGUUGGCGGAGCGAGGAUGCUGAGGUCGAAUAUCUUACAACCUCCAUGUGACCCCGAGACCAUCACAAUGAGAUUGGACACCGUCACAGAGCUGACUGAGAAUGAGGAGUUAUUCUACAACCUUCAGAGUGUCUUGGCGAGGUUCCUUGACAUCGACCACCUCCUGGCACUGUGUAUCCAGAUUCCCAAGAAUGAGACGGUCAGGUCGGCCGAGAGUAAGAUAACCAAUGUGAUUUAUCUGAAGCACACCUUGGAGUUGAUCGACCCGCUGGCAGCUGCUCUCAGAGACACAGAGAACCCACUUUUGAAGGCGUACUACCAGAGCUUGGUUGAUCCUCGUCACAGCAUCAUCAUGCAGAAGAUCCAGUCGGUCAUUCAUGAUGACACAAGGUACCAAAAGGGGGCGCUUAACAUGAAGACACAGAAAUGUUUUGCUGUCAAGACCAACAUCAAUGGGUUACUGGACGUCGCCAGGAGGACAUACACAGAGAUAGUCGACGACAUCACAGAGAUGGUGCAGCAGCUAGGUAUUGAUCAUAACCUCCCCCUAAAGGUGGCGUACAACUCAACUCGUGGCUUCUUCAUCCAGAUGUUCAUCGGCGGAAAACAAGCUGUCAGUUGUGAAGACCUGCCGGGAAUAUUCAUCAAAGUCACCAAGUUCAAGAAUACCUUCAGUUUCACCACACAGGAUCUGAUCAAACUCAAUGACAGAGUGAAGGAGUCUCUCCAGGAGAUCUAUCUAAUGACAAACAUAGUUAUCACCGAGCUGCUGAAUGACAUCCGUGACCAGAUCGGAUGCCUGUACAAGCUGACAGAAUGUGUUGCCACGCUAGAUAUGCUCCUCUCCUUUGCACAUGCCUGCACACUCUCAGAUUAUGUUCGUCCUGAGUUCACAGAUACCCUGGCCAUCAAACAAGGAUGCCACCCCAUACUUGAUAAGAUUACGUUGGACCCACCUGUUGCCAAUAAUACGUACGCAUCCGAGGACAGUAAUUUCCUGGUUAUUACUGGACCAAAUAUGAGUGGGAAGUCAACUUAUCUUCGUCAGAUAGCCCUCCUGCAGAUCAUGGCUCAGAUUGGCUCAUACGUGCCAAGCCAGUACGGCUCAUUCCGCAUCUGUGACCAGAUCUUCUCCAGGAUCAGUAGUGAUGAUGAGAUAGAGACUAACUCGUCGACAUUCAUGGUUGAGAUGAAAGAGAUCAACUACAUCGUCCAAAAUGCGUCAUCUUUGUCUCUGAUCAUCAUUGACGAGUUGGGCCGUGGGACCAGCCUGGACGAGGGCAUAGGAAUCUGUCACGCCAUCUGUGAAUACCUCCUCAAUCUCAAGGCCUUCACGUUCUUUGCAACACAUUUCAUGGAGCUGACCAACUUGGACAGCCUGUAUCCAAAUGUGGAAAACUAUCACUUUGAAAUCCAGAGGGUGUUCAGCGAGGUUGGCAAUUGUAAUAAGAUCUCCUUCACUCACGUCUUGUCCAAGGGAAAGACACAAGAAAAACAGUACGGUAUUCAGCUAGCCCAAGUCUCAACCCUCCCCAACUCUGUGAUCGAGGACGCCAAAUACAUCUCCCAGCAGCUAGCUGAACAGAAACGGGCCAAUAAACAGGAGGACCAGGAGAGUAGGGCUCACAAGGCCGUGUUUAAACUUGCUACGCGUUUGGUCCAAGCUGCCAGGAACUCACGAUUAGAUGAAGAGACACUUAGAGGUUACCUGGCUGGGCUGAAGUCACAAUAUGUGAAAGACUCAGAAUCUACUGAGGAAUGA
Lineus longissimus is the source of this 2337-nucleotide messenger RNA. Its product is annotated as mutS protein homolog 4-like. The coding region runs from base 1 to 2337 and encodes 778 amino acids. The record is from RefSeq and is a predicted model, not a curated record. NCBI's taxonomy places the organism in Eukaryota, Metazoa, Nemertea, Pilidiophora, Heteronemertea, Lineidae. Gene Ontology annotation, cellular component: nucleus. Gene Ontology annotation, biological process: reciprocal meiotic recombination; mismatch repair. The transcript is spliced from 15 exons. Gene Ontology annotation, molecular function: ATP binding; ATP-dependent DNA damage sensor activity; mismatched DNA binding.